Menidia menidia (Atlantic silverside) is the source of this 1333-nucleotide messenger RNA. The record is from the annotation of a GenBank genome assembly. NCBI's taxonomy places the organism in Eukaryota, Metazoa, Chordata, Actinopteri, Atheriniformes, Atherinopsidae.
AAGAAAUGACUCCGCUUCAAAAUGAUAUCUUAACUAUUUGUGAUUUCCAACAGGUAUGCAGGCUAAUUCUGAGUUCCAUGACAUCAUUUGUCAGCAGUGACUUCACCAUGGCUUUGUUGAAAUAUCGCGAGAUAAGGAGUUGGUUUCUGCAUGGGUUCCAACAGGUGGGCAGUAAUUGGCUGGAGCGCGCUAUAUGAAUGCCGGUUUCUCGACAAGGUGUAGUUUUGGCUGAUGAACAGAUUUUGAACCUUUUCUUAAGCAGGUAAAGUGUUCAAAACAGCUAAAGUUUCACAUGUUCAAUCACUGAACCGUUUUGGCUCCACAACGUGUGCGAAAAAUGCCAAAGAAUAACAAUUUGAAAGUUCCUAGCGCAGUCGCCCGACUGGCCCAGCUGCCUGUGGUUCGCUCAGCUUGUGCCACACUGUCGGGGCUGUACAACGAUGCUAAAAGCAGCAGCUGCAACCUGAAGUCGAUGUGUGAGGCGAUGGAGAGCAGAGCCACGGCCCUCAGCUCCACCGUGGCGCCCGUCAUUUUAAAGUUCGAGCCUCAAAUUUCCAUUGCAAACGAAGUUGCGUGUAAAAGUUUAGACUGGCUGGAGACCUCAUUCCCUGUGAUUUUAUCCCCCACGGAUCAGGUUGUUGCAACUGCUAAGAACAAAAUGCAGGAGAUUCAGGAUGUGGUGAGUAUUACGGCCAAAGGAACCAUGGGGUGUGUGCAGUACACCGUCACGUGGGCGAUGAGCCAGAUCCUUCCAGCUGAUGGAGCUGACCAGUCUCUGGUGGAGAGAGUGGUCAGUGUGGCCGGUGUAAGUCUGGACUCUGUGCUGAGUCUGUCCGAAGCUUUUAUGGAUCAGGUGCUUCCCCCCUCUGAUAAAGAUGAAGACGAAGCCCACUCGGUCAAGGGUUUUGAGAGUGCGACUCACAAGGGACGAUACCCCGAGCGCAUCAUUUCCCUCACUACUAAUCUGUUUAAGAGGACCUACCACUUGGCUGGCUGCAGGGCCCAGACUGUCCAGCUGACUCAACAGGUGUUGGAGACCGUGUCCAGAUCGACCUCCCUGGUCCAGUGCAGCUGGAUGAGCCUGGUCUGCAGCCUCCAGGGACUGCCUCAGUACUUCCAGUAUCAGGCCGUGUCCGCGUUUUUCUUCGUAGCUCAGAUGUACAACGUGAGCAGUCUGCCAUCCAAACAGAUCCAAUACAAGAAGCGUCCUGGCAAUGUGGCCCAGGCUUACCUGGAUCAGGUCCAACCACAGACACCGGCCUUCAGAAUGAGGCCCACCAGGACAUUUGCGUUGGACAAUGGCUGUAAUGUUAAGGGAUGUGUGCGCCGGUAG